AUGGCUUCCUCGCAGCCAACCUCUCCCGUCCGAAGCCCCUCUCCUGACAGGUUCGAGCUGUCCCCAAACUCCAAGCUGAAGAAACUGCUGGCGGCCGUGGACAGCGACUCAGAUGAAGAUCAUACUCGAGUGCCCACGAAGACGCCUCACUUUGCUCGACGCGCUUCCCCUACAGCCAGCGAUCGAAGCAACGACGCGCCCGAACGCGCCUCUAGUGAUGAGGAUGCCCAGCCGAGAGGUCGGAUCGCGUCCCGGAUGCAGAGCGGUCGAGACGACGUGAGGGCACGUGUGAGGGAUAUGCUGCAGAACACAGACGCCAAACAGAGCCGGACAAACUCCGAUGAUGUCGAGAUGGCAGACUCGGUUGCCGCUGGGGCACAGGGAAGCGACAGCGAGGAUGAUAUUGUUCGGCCCCGAGGCCGACUCGCGUCUCGUAUGCAAGGCGGCGACAGUUCGACUGACCAAGGCACGAGGCCCGGCCCGGAGGAAUCAGCAGCAGAAGCUAUCGGCGCGGAUCAACCAUCCAACGGCCUUCAAGAUGCCGAGAUGGCAGAUGGUGGUGCGGAUGAUGAGGAGGAGGCAGUCUCCGCAAGGCCAAGGAAGCUCAAGCAAAGACAGAGGAGAAGCAAGACCCCGGAGUCCAACCUCGGGACACCGCAGAAGGAAGCAUCACCUGGUCUUUUCGUCACGCCAUCCAAGUCGCCAACCUCGGCACAACCAUCGAGCCAGGCUGAAGGCUCAGCAAGUGACGGGGAUGUUCCAGUCCUCAAGAGCAAUCGCUUUCAAGCCCUGGUCGAGAAGAAGCGGAAUGAGCGCCUAGCUCGUGAGGCCGAAGAAGCCCGGAAGAGGGAAGCCCGAGCCGCAGCGGCGGAGGAGCUCGGGGACGACAAUGACGACGACGUCUCAGACAUUUCGGAUGAUGAAGGCGGCCGCAAACUUACCCAAACACAAAAGGGCAAAAACGCGCCCCUUGCUCACGAGGCCAAAACCAAGAAGAAGAUCACCAAGGCGACACUGUUUGAGCGGUUCAACUUCAACCCUGGCGGGAAUGCAACAAAGGAGAAACUGCAGAGCUCCAGCAGACCUCAGACACCUACCUCUGCGAAGAGCACAGACGCAGAGAUGCGGGAUCCAGAGACACCUCCCAGUUCACCUCCUGCACGAGUCGAGGACGUCCUGGGAAAGGAUUUGGUGGGCUUGCAGUCGCAGGCCGGGGUUCCUGUUCCCCAGCCGACCACUGCUAGAAUUGAGGAGCAAGCUGAAGAAAACAACGACGACUUCCCGGACCUCAUGGACAUGCAAGCUUUUGCACGCAAACCUGUUGACAAGGGCAAAGGCAAGGCAGAAACACCAGAACUUGACACGAAACGGACCUCAAAGCGACAAGUUCGAAUCAAGCUUCCUCCGAUGCAAGCAUAUCGAGUUGACCUGGGCACUGGGAGCAACCAGGACAGCGACGACGACGAUGACUUGGUCAUCCUCGACGCAAAGAGGAGCAAGCUCGACGCCUUGUUUAACCGAGCCCCGAAUGACAAGAGCAAGGAAUCGCGCUCACUUUACGCUCUCCGACAACUCGCACAUCUCGACUCCCCAGAGCGCAAGGCACACAGAAAGACUGAUAAGGCCGCCAUGACUCCUGGCGAACUGCAAGCGUACCUCAACCAGCGAGCCCGCGACCAGGCUAGGCUCGAGAAAGAGAGACGUAUGGAAAUGCUCAGGGCAAAGGGCGUCCAUAUCCAGACAGAAGAGGAACGUGAGCGUGACCGGGAGCAGAUUGAAGACAUGGUCGCCCGCGCGAGACGUGAGGCCGAGGAGAUUAUGGCCCGCGAGAGAGAAGACGCGAAGAAGGAGAAGCGGGCCUCCGGCAAAGUCGACCCGCUGGCUUGGGAUGAAAGUGGCAGCGAUGAUGACUACGUUGCGGAAGGGGAGAACGAGAGCACUGCCGAAGUGGAAUUGUCAGGGUCAGAAGAGGAGGAAGACGACGACGCGAUGGUCCUGGGAGACGAUGCCGUCGACCAAGACGACGACGAGGCCGGAGAACAAGAACGUCUCAACCAGGGAUCUGCUGCUCGGCCUUUCGUGGACGAAGAUGCAGAAGACGACAGUGCAAGUGAGGCUUCGUCAAGCGGUCUUUCCUUCGUCGACCCGGACGAGGAGGAAGAGAGGCACCGGUGGGGAGCAUCUGACGAAGAAGCGGACGAAGCUCCAGCGUUCGUUCAAGCUCGCCGCCCGAAGAAACCUACUGCCAUUGUUCCCGACGACGAAGCGGAUGAGGAUCAAGCACGCGCUUUUGUUCAAGCUCGCCGCCGGAAGAGACCUACCGCAAUCAUUUCCGACGACGAAGAUGGCUUAGACGUCGAGGCAACACCGAGGCCCAAGGCUCACCCAGCUACCUUGACACCUGCGCCCAAACCGAAGGCUGUCGAGUUCACUCCGGCUCCGAAUAGCGCCUCCCCCGAGGUACCACAGUCAGUACUGAGGUCGGCCAAUAAAACCUUCAUUCCCGGGCUGCCUGUGAAUGCCGGAGGUCCUGCUGGUCUCGGGCUGACGCAGAUAUUUGCGGGCACUAUGGACAGUCAGGCAAUGCCAUUCGAGGGGUCUCCAUCGCAGCCUAUGCCCACGUUCGACAAUUUCCCCGACUCGCAAUUCUCUCAGAAGGCCAAUGAUUCAGCGGACGGCAUGGUACUUGACAGCCAGCCGGUUCCAGCCACUCAGCAGAACGAGACGCAGGCGGGCGAUAACGAGUCGCAGAUCCAGUUCAACUUCUCACAAUCUCAAACGCACGGCCUCGGCAGCCUCUUGAGGGAUGAUAUCAUGACCCAGGCUUCUGAUCAGAUGAACCCUACCCAAGAUGAUGGUUUCCAAGACUGGACGCCCCUCAAAGAGAGAUUUGUAGAGCCACCAUCGGCGACCGCGGACACUGUCGUGCGGGACCCGAGCGAGGCUGUGGAUCUUUCCCACCAAUCUCCCCUUGUGCAGAAGCGAGGCCGACUCUGUAGGAAGGCGGCCGUUGCCUCGGACGAGGAGGAGGAGGUUGACGGGGCUGAUUCCACCACCAAACCUAGUGCCUUCAACAUCCUGCAAGAUGCUGCCGCCAAGGAAAAGAAGCGGAAGGAAAGGGAGGACUUCAUCAAAAAGAAGAGCAAGGCCAAGGAGAUGGUUGAAGAGCAGGCCGAGGAGUCGGAAGACGAGUAUGCCGGGCUGGGUGGCGUAGAUGGCGAGGACAGCGACGAUGACGAUGCUGCGUCUGUCCAUGAAAUGAUUGACGACAAAACUCAGAAUAAUCAGGCUGACGGCCUUGAGCUAGCUAAGUUCUAUGCUGACCGCGCCCGAGCCGACGAUGAGAAACAAGUCGACAAGCUGUUCAAGGACAUCACGACGGGCAUGCUUCGCCGCAAGCGCGGCGCAGGAGAAUUCGACCUUGAUGACGAGGACGAUGGCGGUGAGGCCCGUCGGCGCAUGAAGAGACGCCAAUUCGCCAAGAUGCAGAAGGCCCUUUUUGCGGACGAGCGGAUCUCCAAAGUUGCUGAAAACCCGCGUAAUCAGGCUUUCAUGCGCACCAUCGAAGACAUUGGUAGCGACGAGGAGAUGGACUUUCUUUAUGAGCCAGCUCCCGGUGACAACAAAGACAGCCAAGAGGGCUCACAGGAUAAUCAAGCACAAAGCGCUGCCUCUGUUGUGCCAGAUAGUCAGCCAAAAGCUGCCGGUACUAUGAGCGCCCCUCCCAAGAGGGCGCCGGCGGCCGAGAGGCGCACCAAGACUGGCAAGAAACCCUCCGAUAUUGGCGAGAUCCGCGAGACCUUGUCCAAUCUCCUGGACGAGCCAAGCGGGAACUCCAUCAUCUCAGCCACCGACUUUGGGUCCGACAGCGAGGAGGAAGGCGACGACGAGGACGACGGCGGGUCCUCCAACAAGGAGAAUGCGAACCCGCGGCGUUCGCGCGCCCGGCACGCAGGCCAGGUGGUCGACCGCAUCACCCUCAAGCGGCAGGGCUCCUCCAACGUGUCCACCGCGUCCAACGGCGGGCGCCUGGCCUUCGCAGCGCCCAACUCCAGCAGCGCGGGCUUCAAGGUGCCGGCACUGCUGCGCCGAGCCACGACUAACUCCCUGAUUUCCACGGGCUCCUCCAGCGCGUCCGGGAAGGGCGGUGCCGCUGGGGCCGGCAGCGCGGGCGGGUUCGGCGAGGACGCCAAGAUCAAGACCAAGGCCGGCAAGAAAAGCGGGAUCAGCUACCUCGCGCGGGAGAACGACCGGCGCAAGGCGGUCGACGAGGCCGAGAAGCGCAGGGAGCAGAGGAAGUUCCGCGCCGUGGAGGGGCGGAGCAAGGUUGUUGGUGGGCUCUUUAGGGCUGGCAAGUUUGAGUAG
Molecule: messenger RNA, 4365 nt
Organism: Diaporthe citri
Lineage: Eukaryota; Fungi; Ascomycota; Sordariomycetes; Diaporthales; Diaporthaceae
Exons: 3
Coding region: 1-4365 (1454 amino acids)
Biological process (GO): activation of protein kinase activity; mitotic DNA replication checkpoint signaling; mitotic G2 DNA damage checkpoint signaling
Molecular function (GO): anaphase-promoting complex binding
Source: RefSeq, a predicted model, not a curated record